Messenger RNA from Effrenium voratum, 1047 nucleotides. NCBI's taxonomy places the organism in Eukaryota, Dinophyceae, Suessiales, Symbiodiniaceae. The record is from the annotation of a GenBank genome assembly.
AUGUACCCGGCCGCCUGGUUCCUGAGCGGCGCGUGGCUGCAGAACAAGUGCAGCACCUGCACGCUUCCGCAGCUGCGGAGGGAGCGGGGAGGCACCUUCCGCCUCUCCGUGCGCCUGCUGGGCGCGUCCGCGUGCCUGGAGCAGCCAGGCCUGCUGUUGCGACAGCAGCCCUGCGUGGAAGUAAACCUUGGGGAGGUGACCAAGGAGUCGGAGCCAGCGGAAUACCGAGCGCUGCCCAGCUUCGGCCAUGAGGCCACUCCACCUGCCAGCGCGCAGGACUGUCAGUGGCACUUUGGGGACACCAUGGUCUUCACAGUGCCCGCGGCCGAGCUGCCGCAGGCGCGGCUCCGCUUCUGGCUGCGGGCCCGCCAGGACCUGCAGCUGGGCUUUCUGCAGCUGGACCUGGCGCGCUCCGCGGCCAUCGGCUGCUGCGCCCUGGAAGUGAGGCGCCGAAUCCUUUCCGCCUGCACCACGAAGGCGGCGCACGAGGGCGCUUCCGGCUCGCUGUGGGAGUCCCAGGAGAUGGUGCUGCCGCUGGUGACCCCUGAGGGUGCCGAAGCGGAGGCCUGGCUCCUCGUGAGCUUCGCGGUGUCUGUGGACCCUGCGCGGCUGCUUGCUGCGGCCCAAACGGACCGCUCCUUGCUGGACCGGGUCUCGGAGGGCUGCUCCUCGCUGGGCGCCGCGGCGUCUUCCGCGCAGCGGAACUGCUGCGCCCCCGAGCCAGGGACGCCCAAGCCCGAGCGGAUCGUGGUGUCAGUGCCGGUGAUGGAGCAAGGCACUGAGAAGGCCGACUUGGAGGCCAGCCCUGCCAGCUCCACCAGCGAAGCUGCCCCCCCCGAGCCGGCGCCGGAGCCUUUGCCCGAGCCGAGGCCGCGUUUAUCGCGACCCGCGGCGCCAGGGCCAUGGGCCGCAUCGCCGGCGCCGCCCGCGUCGCCCGCGUUCGCCGCCCCCUGCCACACGGAGUGGCGGGCAGGGCCGGGCCCGCACUUCCAGUCUCACGUGCCAGACUGGCGCUGGCAGCCGCCUGUCAGGUGCACGCAUUCGUAA